Syzygium oleosum is the source of this 2676-nucleotide messenger RNA. RefSeq names its product heat shock protein 90-6, mitochondrial. Lineage: Eukaryota; Viridiplantae; Streptophyta; Magnoliopsida; Myrtales; Myrtaceae. Gene Ontology annotation, molecular function: ATP-dependent protein folding chaperone; ATP binding; ATP hydrolysis activity. The coding region runs from base 110 to 2485 and encodes 791 amino acids. Gene Ontology annotation, biological process: protein folding; protein stabilization; cellular response to heat. The transcript is spliced from 20 exons. Gene Ontology annotation, cellular component: protein-containing complex; perinuclear region of cytoplasm; plasma membrane. The record is from RefSeq and is a predicted model, not a curated record.
CUAAAACCCUACCAAAACCCCCCACGCCUCACCGCCAUUUCGCCACUCGCUCGGAGCUCGCUGCCAUCUUCCCUUCCCUUCCCUCGCCCCCUUUCGGCGUUUCCCCACCAUGCACAGGCUCUCCUCGAGGCGCUCCGUCUCGGCCCUCCUCCGCCUCCGCGGCGCCAGCCCCCGCGCCGCCGCCGCCGCCCCCGCCGCCAACACGACGACGGAGAAUGAUGUCAGAGCCGGCCAGUGUCCUGCGGUGCCCAGAGGGUGGUGCAACGUUGCUGGACCUUCGCACUCCUUGAACUUGAAGGGUUCUUUGGUCUCUGGCCGGAGGUAUGAAUCAACCGCGGCGGCGGCGGACGGCGCGUCUCCUCCGCCAUCGGCCGAGAAAUACGAGUAUCAAGCGGAGGUCAGCCGACUAAUGGACCUCAUUGUGAACAGCUUAUACAGCAACAAGGAGGUGUUUCUUCGGGAGCUCAUUAGCAAUGCAAGUGAUGCCCUGGACAAGUUGAGAUUCCUCAGUGUUACUGAGCCACAACUUAUGAAGGAUGGGGCAGUGGAUCUUGAUAUCCGUAUUCAGACUGAUAAAGAUAAUGGAAUCAUAUCAAUCACUGAUACAGGUAUUGGGAUGACAAGACAAGAGCUAGUUGACUGUCUUGGAACAAUUGCUCAAAGUGGAACAGCAAAAUUCUUGAAGGCAGUAAAGGAGAGUAAAGACUCUGGUUCUGACAGCAAUUUAAUCGGCCAAUUUGGUGUGGGAUUUUAUUCUGCUUUUCUGGUUGCCGAAAGGGUGGUUGUCUCAACAAAGAGUCCAAAAUCUGAUAAGCAAUAUGUGUGGGAAGGAGAGUCUAACUCCAGUUCCUAUUCUGUUCGGGAGGAAACUGAUCCGGACAAGCUUAUUCCGCGGGGAACUCGCUUGACCUUGUAUCUGAAGAAUGAUGAUAAAGGUUUUGCACAUCCGGAGCGCAUAGAGAAGCUAGUGAAGAACUACUCGCAGUUUGUUUCUUUCCCAAUCUAUACUUGGCAGGAAAAGGGAUAUACUAAAGAGGUGGAGGUUGAUGAGGAUCCUGCCGAAGCCAAGCAGGAGGGUGAUGACAAAGCUGAGAGGAAGAAGAAGACAAAGAAAGUUGUUGAAAAAUACUGGGAUUGGGAGCUGACCAAUGAGACCCAACCUAUAUGGCUUCGGAACCCUAAAGAAGUUUCCACGGAGGAGUACAAUGAGUUCUACAAGAAAACAUUUAAUGAGUACUUGGAUCCAUUAGCAUCUUCGCAUUUUACAACUGAGGGAGAAGUUGAGUUUAGGUCUAUCCUUUAUGUGCCGGCUGUCUCAUCUAUGGGAAAGGAAGAUAUAGCUAAUCCAAAGACCAAAAAUAUAAGGCUCUAUGUUAAAAGAGUCUUCAUAUCAGAUGACUUCGAUGGGGAACUGUUUCCUCGUUAUCUAAGCUUUGUCAAAGGUGUUGUGGAUUCCAAUGAUCUUCCUCUUAAUGUCUCAAGAGAGAUUCUUCAAGAAAGUCGCAUUGUCCGAAUAAUGAGGAAGCGUUUGGUAAGGAAGGCAUUUGACAUGAUUCUGGGCAUAUCACUGAGUGAAAACCGAGAGGAUUAUGAGAAGUUUUGGGAGAACUAUGGUAAAUACUUGAAACUUGGAUGCAUUGAAGAUCGUGAAAACCACAAAAGGAUUGGACCAUUGUUAAGGUUUUUCUCCUCGCAAAGCGAGAAUGAGAUGAUCAGCUUGGAUGAGUAUGUGGAGAACAUGAAACCUGAGCAGAAGGAUAUUUAUUUCGUCGCAGCGGACAGUGUGACUAGUGCUAAGAAUGCACCUUUCCUGGAGAAACUUCUCGAGAAGGAUCUUGAAGUUUUAUUCUUAGUUGAUCCCAUCGAUGAAGUUGCUAUCCAGAAUUUGAAAUCCUACAAGGAGAAGGAUUUUGUUGAUAUCAGCAAGGAGGACUUGGAUUUAGGUGACAAAGACGAGGAAAAGGAGAAGGUGACAAAGCAGGAGUUUGGGCAAACCUGUGAUUGGAUUAAAAAGCAACUGGGUGACAAGGUGGCUAGUGUUCAAAUCUCAAACCGACUCAGCUCAUCGCCUUGUGUACUUGUAUCUGGAAAGUUUGGCUGGUCUGCUAAUAUGGAGAGGUUAAUGAAGGCGCAGACUGUUGGGGAUACCUCCAGCCUGGAGUUCAUGAGAAGCAGAAGAGUGUUUGAGAUUAAUCCAGAUCACCCGAUUAUUAAGAACCUGAAUGCUGCCUGCAAGAAUAGCCCUGAUGACGAAGAUGCAUUGCAUGCAAUUGAUCUUUUGUUUGAUGCAGCAUUAGUCUCCAGUGGUUUUACUCCUGACAAUCCGGCGCAACUCGGGUGGAAGAUAUACGAGAUGAUGGGCAUGGCUCUUUCUGGCAAGUGGCUACCCGCGGCAGAGGUUCAGUCCGCAUCAGUCAGAUCUCAAACUCCGGGGACGCUAGAGGCUGAGAUAGUCGAACCGGUAGAAGCAGGCAGUCAGAAAUGAGAAUAGAUUUCUUCUUUUACGUGCCAUCUCCAUAGAAUGUAUCAGCAGGUGCAUGAAGCGAAACGGGCUCUUACUAGCGAGGAUGAUGAGUGUGGGUCAGUUUCUUGUGUUGGUAUUUUGAUUGAUGGAAAAGGAUGAAGAGCUGUUCUCUCGUGUAGUAAUUAAGAUCUGCUAGUGCUCUAGUGCUCUAA